This is a messenger RNA of Branchiostoma belcheri (Belcher's lancelet), 2709 nucleotides long. RefSeq lists its product as uncharacterized. The transcript has 10 exons. Bases 1 to 2709 code for a protein of 902 amino acids. Lineage: Eukaryota; Metazoa; Chordata; Leptocardii; Amphioxiformes; Branchiostomatidae. Gene Ontology annotation, cellular component: membrane. Gene Ontology annotation, molecular function: G protein-coupled receptor activity; protein binding. Gene Ontology annotation, biological process: G protein-coupled receptor signaling pathway; cell surface receptor signaling pathway. The record is from RefSeq and is a predicted model, not a curated record.
AUGGGAAAUCUAACGUUGCCAUCCGCCAAAACAACCCUGGUGUUGAUGUGGAGUCUGUGCCAGUUUCUGCCAGGUGUAUUUACACUAACAGGUGGAUGGUUGGAGACUGAUCCUACAUGGGUGACUUCAGAUGUCUGGCUUGCCUCAGAAAGUGCCCGAUAUAUUUCUGGCUAUGUUCUUGACUCCAACCUAAACACAGGCUGGAAGCGUGCGGCUGAGGAGGGCUCGUGGCAGCUGACUUUUGAUCUCCAGACGCCAAUAACACUCUCACGGGUCCGUGUCUUUAUAGAUCCCGACCAUAAACCACAUGUGACACUCUUUCGUUCAACAACAGCAGGAAAACGGUGGCAUAUUGUAAAUGUCGUCCAACGCUUAGGUGACAUUAAAAAGUAUGUUGAACUGAGUGGAUUCCUUUCCACUGGACAGCAUUGGCGCCUGGAAUUUACCUCUUUUACUCCGUUAACCCAAGUCUACGAGGUCAUGUUUUUUCAGUCUUGUUCUGGAUUUAACGGAACGGUAUGCUCAGACGGUAACUGCGAUGUGUACACAAUGGUCUGUGACGGGAUCGUGGACUGUGGUGACGGGAGCGAUGAAAACAACUGUGAUAAAAAGGUAUGCCGAAAUGGAAACAUCAUCAACAAGACGCAAGUAUGUGACGAGAAAGAUGACUGUGGAGACUAUUCGGACGAGGAAAACUGUUAUCAGUUUGUUCGAGAUAAUAUGGUUGCUGUCUGUAAGAACGGUGGUCUUAUCCUUGCGACGACAAGAUGUGACGGCAGAAAUGACUGUGGUGACAACAGUGAUGAGGAAAACUGCGUCUGUUACUACACUUCGGACAAAGGGUCAAGUUACAGAGGCAAAGUAGAGACACUGCGUGUAGCACAAAGGCAGGUAUCCACCUGUCAGUCCUGGACAUCUCAGUACCCUCACACCCAUAACCACACUCCCGAGGCCUACCCGUCAGCAGGUCUGGAGCGGAACUACUGCCGGAACCCUGACGGGAAGGACCGGCCGUGGUGCUACACCAACAACCCAACAAUCAGGUGGAUGUACUGCGACGAUGUCUUCGCCUGCGGCGCCUUGCCGACACGGUGCUUCUACGAAAGUGACAGGGGGAGGAGCUACGCGGGGCGAAUAAAUAGGGCAGGAGACCGGCUGUGUCAGAGAUGGGACUCCCAGUCUCCCCACCCCCAUCCCCACACACCGCAGGCUCAUCCUGAUGCAGGGCUGGAGGAAAACUUCUGCCGUAACCCUGACAAUGACAACAAGGACCGGCCCUGGUGCUACACCACGGACGCUGUAUGGAGAUGGAGUUACUGUGAUGUAAUGCCGUGCGUGGCCGCUACACAUUUAGAGUGUUUCACUGGAGCAAACAGUGCUCAAUGUUUUCCGGAUUGUAUCUCACUAACCCAUCUGUUUAACUUUAAUGCUAAAGAGAACAGUCCUUACCGGUGUCCAUCAGAUAGUGUAUACGAUCCUUUUGUUGACACAUGUCGGCUUUUCUCGUCCACAAGUACCGUUAGAAAAUGCAGCAGACCAACACUGACUUUCACCGAGGAAGAGUUUGAUGUUCUUUCCAAUGGUAGUGUACACCUGUUGAGUUCUAACGUGACAUGCCCAGCUGAACAGGUAUCCAUUCUGAACACAACAGCGUUUGUUUGCGGAGAGUGUAUACUGCAGUAUUUCCUGAAUGCCACAAACAAUGAUCAAACGACAAACGAUUGGGAAGCAACUCAAGGUUGGUUAACCUUGGGUCUUGUGAUUGUGUCUGUCAUAGCGGCCUUUGCUUUCAUAGGCUACACUAUCAAAUCUGGCCAGUGGAAGAAAGUACCGGCAAAGCUGAAGGUGCAAAUGUUGGCUUGUAUGGCAGUCGGGGAAUCCCUUUUUGUAGCACGUGUGCUCCCUCCACCCGGGGUAGUCUGUGUGGUGUAUGGGAUAAUCCUGCACUACUUUCUGCUGACUGCCUUUACGUCUAUGAACGCGCUGGCUUUGGAUCUCUUCUUCACAUUUCGUGAUGGUUCAGAAAGACCCAAACUGCGCAGCUACGUGUUGUAUACCUGGCUGAUGCCGUUGCUUGUAGUGGCGGUGACGGUGUUUGUAGAGUUCUGUCCCUGCAGCUCAGUCAGGGUGGAGUACGGAGUUCACUGUUGGAUUGGCAACCCGACUGGCAGUUUGGUUGCCUUUGGAGUUCCAGUUUUCUCUGCCAUUCUGAUCAAUGUCGUGUUGAUCACUUUGGCUUUGCUGGCCAUACGGAAAUCAUUUAAGAUUGCCGACGCCGCUUUGUCUCGCUCUUGGAGCAGUAAGGCCUGGGUUUAUUUCCGCAUUUCCUUUCUGAUGGGGUCUACUUGGAUUCUCGGUUUUAUCGUACCUUUUGUAGGCAGCAGGGUUCUUGAGUACAUCUUUAUUGUACUUAAUGCUUCUCAAGGCUUUCUACUGGCCCUACUUAUGACGAUGACAGGAGACGUGAUACAGAGUUGGGCCUCAGUGAUCAGGGCACGCCUUGGUCUAGGAGAACCUAGUCAAGGCAAUGGACCAACUGCCGGCAGUCAGCAGACUGCCCCGUGCACAACAGGCAUAGCAGCUACUGGAAGUAGUGCAGCUACAGAAGAUAUACCCAUGACAACCUUUGCCAAAGUUGAGGAAAAUAAGGCAAAAGACAAACAUUUGGUGAGCAUUCCUGAAGGCGAAGGACAAACACAUAGUGACUGA